AAGACUUUUAGUUAUAUGUUCUUAUCUUUGUAGUGCAUAGAUGCUGAAUGCUUUUGUGUAUAUAAUGUCAAAUGGACUAUCCUUAGGAAAAAGUCAAAUUUAGCCAUACAUUCUGACUUCUAAACAUGAUGCCACCUCCACUAGAAGUUAUUGAGCCUUGAGCAACAUUGUUCCUGAUGAGCAGACUGGGGAUAGGAAUGAGCAAGGCCUUUCAGCCAGUGAGUGAAGGAGCCACGCACAUUGAGAAGGUUCCAUAAAGUGAACCCUCUAGAGAUCUGCACCCCUAGACAUCCACUCUCCUGGUUGUGUAUCAUGCUGUUAUACAGAGAGAAAUCUGAUCUAUUGAAGAUGCCAUGGACACCAUCUGUUGCUCUUAUAGUUACUUCUAACUACUACACUAACAUUUCUUGUCCAUAAUAUAAGGUUUAAGUGCUUUUAGGAGACUGUACAAAAGAACUUGGAAGACUCCCCUGCUAUCCUUUUACUUGUUGCUUAAGAUGAAAAGAAACCUGCAGCAUAGCAUUUUCUAAGACCAUCCUUAACUUAGUUUCUGGACUUCACAGUCUAGAUAUCGUAACAUCACUUCAAAUCACUAUUUUAUCUGCAGACCUUGACUUAAAUACAAGUGUUUGAAAUAUCUCUAAAGAACACUGCAUGCAAAAGGGUAUUUUGCAAGCUGUGGUCAUUUCAUGACCUGUAAAUAUAUUUUUGUGAGGAAGCUUCUUGAGCAUAUGUUCCACUUCCUCAGACACCAGAAAACUUCAUUCUUUACAUCUUUCCAUGAACAACACAUUGAUUUAGAGAAUCAAGAAUAUUUCUUAUAUCUAUUAGUGUACAGACAUCUUCUGAUACAAAGUAAGUAUUAAAAUAAUAAGAAAGAAAAAAGAUGAGAAAAUGGAAUCAAAAUGGAGAAAUAGAUGAAUGAAUGAUUGGCAGAUACUCCUCAGCAAUGUGUCUGUGCUCAAGAGUUUUUGCUAUUUCUUGUAUUUCUAGGUUGUUCCUAUUAAAUGACAUGUUUGAUCCUUUUCAGUAAAGUUAUUUAUUUCCAUGAUUAUAAUCAUUGAUGUGAAUUCCAUGUAAAGGUAGCAUCAUCACAUUUUGUUAGCAUUACUAGAAUUAGAUAUAUUUUUGUAUUGUUUCUUAUUGCUACAUAAAAUUAUUCAUACAUUUUAUUUAAUACUUGAAUUUCUCAUAAAUUAUUAUUAUUUAUUACUAUUAUCAUUUAAGCAUAAUAAGAACAUUCCCUAACAUAUAGCACGAAAGUGGGGAAAGGAGCAGAACGAGUUAUUGGUGUGCUUUAUGCCUACUUUAUCUGGUUUUCAGUCUUUGUUCUUGUCUGUUAUUGGGUGGCUAUGCAAUGUGAGACAUAUCAGGAAAACCCUGAGGUGGUAUAAGCUGCCACCUUGGUUUUUCUUACUUUUUAGUAGGUCAUGAAAAGAGAAGUGGCAUUCAUUACUAUCUCUGUGAAUGCUAUUCCAUCCUGCCUGUCUGUUAGCUGCAUAACAAAACUAGAAUCAGAUCUCAUGACAAAGGAUUUGAAGAAUGAAUAGAACAUUGGGUGAUUAUGGGCUGGCAAAAUAAAAUUCUCUUUUAGAAAUGGCAACAAUUCUGAUUAAUUACAUUGAGACAUGAAUUUAGCAUUGCGAUCUCACCUGAAAAACAUCUCCAGAAGCUGAAGGCACCUUCCAAUUGCACUAAAGUUCAUAAACCUAAGGUCCCAUCCAUCACUAAGAUAUUUAGCUAUUUUCUUAAAUCUCUGAUCUAAAAUACUGCUCAAAUGGGAACUUGGUUUUCAGGGAAAUACCUGAUUCUGUAAAAAGAAGGUGGCCUGAAAAGAUGGAUCAUAGAAAAGUAAACUUAACAGUGACCGAGUUUGUGUUUCUGGGGCUUUCAUCAGAUCCCAAGAUACAGCUAGUUCUCUUUUCUGUAUUCUUGUUUUUCUACAUAUUGUCAGUGGUGGGAAAUGCCAUCAUCAUCACUAUUAUCCAGAUAGAGCCUCGCCUGCAUACCCCCAUGUACUUCUUCCUCACUAACUUGUCCUUUCUGGACAUCUGCUACACAUCCACCAAUGUCCCACAGAUGCUCUCCAACAUGGUGGGGAGUAAGAAGACCAUCCCAUUUGCCAGAUGUGCUACCCAGAUGUACUUCUCACUCUCUUUUGGAAUGAUUGAAUGUGUUCUUCUUGGUGUCAUGGCUUAUGACAGAUAUGUAGCCAUUUGCCACCCUCUUCAUUAUACUGUUCUUAUGGAUCAAAACACCUGUGUCCAACUGGCAGCCAUUUCUUGGUCCAGUAGUUUCCUGAGUUCCAUGGUUAUCAAUGUUCUCACCUUGAGUUUGCCCUACUGUGGACCAAAUGUCCUGAAUCACUUUUUCUGUGAAGUUCCUUCAGUUCUGAGGCUGGCUUGCACUGACACUUCACUCACUGAGCUGGUAGUUUUUGUAUUCAGUAUUAUCAUCGUGUUUAUUCCUUUCCUUCUUAUUAUUGUUUCCUAUGCCCGCAUCCUUCUGUCUGUUCUCAGGAUGCGGUCAGCCUCUGGGAGGCAUAAGGCUCUGUCUACCUGUGCCUCCCAUCUGACAGUUGUGACCUUAUUCUACGGAACUGCUAUCUUUAUGUACAUGAGACCACAGUCGAAGUCUUCCAGGGCUGGUGGCAAGGUAAUUGCUGUAUUCUACACUGUAGUGACACCUAUGCUCAACCCAUUAAUAUACAGCCUAAGGAACCAGGAUGUAAAAGGGUCUCUGAGGAGAGCUAUUACAAAACAAAAUUUGUAAAAUCUAUGAAGGUACCAAAAGCUCAAAUGUUAAGUUUGAGAUAAGUACCAGCUAAUCUGGAGAUAGGGAGAAUGAAAAAUACAUAGAUCACCAGUUGUUUAUGACAUAAAAUAUCUUUCAAGUACACAGUCAGGCUUUAAUAUAUUGAAAUAAUUGCCUUUAUUGAUUGAAUGUAUUUUUUACUCACUGGUAAAGUGUGUAUAUCCUGGAUCAGAUUGGAAAAUGAAUUAAUUGAAAUUGUCAGCAAGAUGAAACUCCUUUAUUUGAGGUAGGAAAUCACACCUUUAAUUCAGAUCUUUAAUCCAGAUAUAAUCUAGACAAAUCCUUCCAUUGGAUGUCUAUAUAAGGACAUGGAAGAAGGAAGCAUUUACUCCUCCUUUGCUUGCUCUUCUCUUGUUAGCAUAUCCAUUCCUUCACUGGCAUUAGAGCCUACUACUUUCACAUUGCAGCAUAUACAGAAGACAGCUGCGACAUCCAGCAUUGUGGACUGAGCAACUACUGGAUUUUUGGAUUUUGCAUUCAUAGGCAGCCAUUGUUGGAUUAGCUAGAGCACACCAUGUAAAUCAUGGUGUGCUAACAAAUUCAAUAUACAGAGAGAUUCAUUUAUCACUUCUAUUCCUCUAAAGAGCCCUGACUACUAUGACAGGUAUGUAGAGAAGACAUUCUAGAGCAGUUUGUGUUUCAUAACAAUCUCAGCUAACUUACAAAUUCCUAAUGGCCAACUUCCCUUAAACUUAGCCUUCCCCAGGUGGUUUUUUACUUCAGAGGACUCAAUGCUCCUCCCCCAUAUCAUUCUGAGCUAAUUUCUUGGCAUGAAACUUCUUACCUGUGCUUAGAGAGUGUAAAUAAUUUUGAUAAGAGAAAUGAAAAUUCUCAAUGCAUGUAGAAUGCAAGUUAAGUCUUUUGUGAUGUAACUUUCCACAUUUUGACAGUCUAAAAGUCUCCCUGAAGAAAGGACUCCAUAUUAUACAUUUUAGUUCAGACUUCAUGUUGAUCUCAUUACAUUGGCCUUGCUUAAUGGAAUGUCUCACUCCCUCUCACUAGGGUGUAGGGAACCCUACAGAAGAGAAGGCAGUAAGAAAUUCAGAGCCAGAUAGAAUGGAGGAUACCAAGAAAAUGAGGCCUUCUGAACACAGCAUGACCCCAUGAACAUAUGAACUCCAAAGGACUGAGGCAUAAUGCACACAGCCUGCACAGGUCUGCACUAGUUUGGAUCCUUCUGUCAACAAGUGGACACUCUAACCAUAAAUUUAGUUCUAAUUGAUAACCACUUGCAAAUGAGAAAUUGUUUUCUUCAAGGGAGCAAUGCAAGGGAAACAAACCACUCUUAAGGGAGUACCCACGACUAGCAGUAAAUGACCAAUGUCUCAUCAUGUUCUGUCAAGGAUUUUAGCUUACAGGUCCUUUGAUUAUAUACUAUGGCUUCUAGUUUUGUGUUUUUAUGGGAUUAUUGUGUGUGGAAAUGUAUGUCUGUUUCUAUAUGUGUUUCUUCUGCUUUUACUUUGGCUUUUUUACUUCUGUGUGUUUUGUCCUAUUCUGCCUUGUUUUUCUUCUAUUUUUAUUUCAUUAUUAUUCCUAGAUGUCUGUUUGUUUUCUAAUGAGAGGCAGAGAUAAUUUGGAUCUGGAUGGCAAGGCAGGUAGAAAGAACUGGGAAGCAUUGGGGGAAGUGAACACCAAUCAGGAUAUAUUGUAUGAAAAGUCUAUUUUCAAUACAAA
Messenger RNA from Cricetulus griseus (Chinese hamster), 4488 nucleotides. Lineage: Eukaryota; Metazoa; Chordata; Mammalia; Rodentia; Cricetidae. The record is from RefSeq and is a predicted model, not a curated record.